AUGCGUGCAUCUAACAUACCUUUAACUGGCCCUGAGAUUCAGUCAAAAGCAAAUGAUAUUGCUAAAGAUAUGGGUAUCGAAGACUUCCGUUGUUCUGCUGCAAAUAAAGUUGAUGAAGAAAGUGCGAACAACUGGUUGCAUGAAUUCAACCGAGUGAAGGAAAAGUAUCUCUCAUGUGAUGUGUUUAACAUGGAUGAAACUGGAUUUUUCUACAAUCUUUUUCCAAAUCACACCCUUGGGAUAAAAAGUGAUAAGUGUCAUGGUGGAGCACAAAGCAAACAAUGUGUGACUGUUGUACUGUGCUGUAAUGCUGACGGCAGUGAGAAGUUUCGACCCAGGGUUAUCAGUAAAUCUGAGAAACCACGUUGUUUUAAAAACAUAAGUAUGGGCACUUUACCUUGCAUCUACUCUCACCACAAGAAAGCUUGGAUCGAUGGCAUGUCAUUUCCCAAGUGGCUUCUUCGUUUCAACAGUCGAAUGGUUGCUGAAAAUAGACAUGUUCUUCUUACAUUGGACAGAUGUACUGCCCAUAACGUUCAUUAG
Schistocerca gregaria is the source of this 543-nucleotide messenger RNA. RefSeq names its product tigger transposable element-derived protein 6-like. The coding region runs from base 1 to 543 and encodes 180 amino acids. The transcript has 2 exons. The record is from RefSeq and is a predicted model, not a curated record. Gene Ontology annotation, molecular function: DNA binding. Lineage: Eukaryota; Metazoa; Arthropoda; Insecta; Orthoptera; Acrididae. Gene Ontology annotation, cellular component: nucleus.